Molecule: messenger RNA, 660 nt
Organism: Serpula lacrymans var. lacrymans S7.9
Lineage: Eukaryota; Fungi; Basidiomycota; Agaricomycetes; Boletales; Serpulaceae
Exons: 3
Coding region: 1-660 (219 amino acids)
Source: RefSeq, a predicted model, not a curated record
AUGCAGAACGGGUUAAUCAAUGGCGAAGCAAUACAGCUCCAAAGGCAGGAACAGCAGUUGGCUGAGGAUCACCAGGAAAGAGAAAUUGAACGUCAGGAGGCAAUUAGACAACAGGUACAGCAGCAUUCUCAGUAUGCUGAUCUGUGUUAUGAAGAGCUACAAGCUCAGCAACUCAUUAGAAUCCAAAGAGCUGCUCAAGAAGAGCUUGAAAGGAGGAAAGAUGAGCUAGCAGAUCAGGCUCACAGGGCUGCCAGGGAUGCUGUAGACCAAGGCGGGGACUUAAAUGAACUGGUGAUACGCCAGGAGGCCCGACAACCAUAUGUAGAGCCUCUAUACCAUCAUACUUUACGCAACAUGGAAGUAGAGUGCCGUAAUUGUGGAGCAUUACACUGGGAUACCGAGAGACUCACAAGUUCCUCCAGGAUCCAUCCAAAAUUUGGUGUGUGCUGCCUUCAAGGUCAAGUUAGGCUGGAUCCUUUCCAGGAAGCACCUGCUGCGCUACACUGUCUGUUCCGUGGGGUUGACAUUACUGCACAUGAAUUCCGCGACAAAGUUCGCUCAUACAAUAAUGCUUUUGCGUUUACAUCUUUGGGUGUCAAGAUAGACUAUGCUGUCACAAGUGCUGCCGGACCUUAUAGUUUCCGUAUCCAUGGAGUGUAA